Molecule: messenger RNA, 1419 nt
Organism: Giardia duodenalis
Lineage: Eukaryota; Fornicata; Diplomonadida; Hexamitidae
Product: Protein phosphatase PP2A regulatory subunit B
Exons: 1
Coding region: 1-1419 (472 amino acids)
Biological process (GO): peptidyl-serine dephosphorylation
Cellular component (GO): cytosol; protein phosphatase type 2A complex
Molecular function (GO): protein binding; protein phosphatase regulator activity
Source: RefSeq, a predicted model, not a curated record
AUGACCACCAAGACGGCCGAUCAGAUAGAGUGGAACUUCAGGCAGGUGUUCGGCGACACGUGCUCGAUAGAGGCCAUCCAGGACGCUGACAUGAUCUCUGCGUUAAAGUUUAACCAGGACGGCUCUUACAUAGCUGCAGGCGAUCGCGGAGGGCGCGUUAUAAUCUUCGAGCGUGCAGACUCAGCCAAUAAGGAUAAGGCCAUGGUGGAGUACGGAUUUUAUGCCGAAUUCCAAUCCCACGAGCCCGACUUUGACUCCCUUCGCUCCAUGCAGAUAUCUGAACGUAUUGUGCAGGUUCAGUGGUUGCCACCAGCCAAUGGUGCUCUCUUCCUCUUGACAACUAACGAGAGAACGGUCAAAAUCUGGCGUGUUGCGAAUAGGUGUAGUGUACAAAUAGCUCAUACAAACCUUUCUCGAACGGCCAACGGGAAGCUCCAGGGAGAGCUGCACAUCCCUGAGAUAAUAAAGUCCGAAGAGAAGAUGGUGUCCUCCAUAACGAAAAAGAUCUUUUCUAACGUGACAACCUUCCACGUCAAUUCCAUUGCUCCCUCCUGUGCCGGGGACCAAUUUCUCGUCGCAGACGAUCUUCGCAUCAAUAUCUGGUCAGUAGACAGCAACACGGAAGCGUUUUCCAUGGUAGAUUUGAAGCCCGCGUCUUUGGAGGACGUGCAAGAAGUUGUCACAUUCGCAGAUUAUCACCCCACCAAUGGCAGCGUCUUCGUUUAUGGAACAUCUCAUGGUACGAUCAAGCUCUGCGACACGAGGAAGCGUGCGCUCUGUGACACCUACGCCAAGCAGUAUGCAAAUCCGUUCCUCAACACGUCCGAUUGCCCGUACGGCGCAUUCGCUACAUACAGCGGCCAGUCAGACAUUGCUGCCGGAAUAUCUGGUCUCCAUGUCACAAAGGACGGCAACACAAUCAUUGCGCGUGACUUCUUGAGCCUCAAACUCUGGGACAUUCGUUCAGAAGGACGCCCCCUAAUCACCCUUCCAAUCCAUCCAUUUGUGAAGGAUUACGCCCAGAGGCUUUUGGAGUCGGACUCUCUUUUCGACAGAAACGACGUUGCCGUAUCCCCUGACUGCAGAUCGUUUGUGACCGGCUCCUUUAGUGACAAGUUCCACAUUUAUGGCACCCGUAGCCGCGAUAUAGCGUCGUCCAGCGGCAUUGCAAUCCUCGCCACCCGUCAGAUUCGCAAGCGCUCCAAGCAAGUCUUACAGCACCUUAAUAAUAGAACGAUUCCUUCAAGCAGCAUUGGAGCGCUCCCCAUUUUAGAGAGCGGUAAGGUCCUGGGAGAGAAUCUCUUGCUAGAUCAAGUAGACAUCAGAAAGAAGAUUCAAUAUCUUGAUUGGCAUCCAACAGAGAACAUUUUAGCAAUCAGUACAGUUUCUAAUUUAUAUAUUUACGCCGCAGGGAACUGA